This is a messenger RNA of Bolinopsis microptera, 1277 nucleotides long. Its product is annotated as cytochrome b5 domain-containing protein 1-like. The coding region runs from base 11 to 871 and encodes 286 amino acids. The transcript has 7 exons. NCBI's taxonomy places the organism in Eukaryota, Metazoa, Ctenophora, Tentaculata, Lobata, Bolinopsidae. The record is from RefSeq and is a predicted model, not a curated record.
CUACUUUAAGAUGGCGCCGACUUACAAGCAGCGUUACUACACUCCACUGGAAGUUGAACAACAUUCUUCCAGCAAGGAUCUCUGGGUCAGCUUCUUGGGAAAAGUUUACAAUUUGACCCCGCUUGUGGAGAAGAACGGUGGUAACAUUCUAUUGAAACCCAUACUAAACGCUGGUGGAAAAGAUAUUUCACACUGGUUCAACACCAAUGGAACUAAUUGCGAGCCACUACCACCUCCACCAUUCGAGAAAAAUGGACACAGUAAUUCAACUGUUGAAAUAUCAACAUCACCAAGUUCUCAACACUCAUCACCAACUAAUGAUAAUGACAAAACUGAAAUGACAAAACUGCAUCAAAUUAAUAACGCAGAGUCUCUAGAGUGUUUCGCUGAAAUCGACAAAAAGUCAGAUUUUGACCCCCAAAUCCGGACUCACAUAGACGGAAAGACGGGCUGUGAAGUGCCGUAUACACCACAAGGUCGCUUUAUUCACAUUCCUCCACCCUAUCCUAGUGCUUCUUGGGCCAAUGACUUCGGUACUCCUUGGUGGAAAGAUGAGAGCUACUGUAUUGGACACCUGUCGACAAAGACUAGGAAGAUAAGGAUAAUCAACACACUGACUUCACAAGAACACACUCUGGAGGUUUGCAGUGAGGAAACUCUGGAGGAAAUACUCAACAGGUUUUACAAGUACAAUAAACAUGCUGCCAGCUAUACCUGGAAAUAUAACGGGACGAACCUAACGAUGACGAAGACACUUGAACAGAACGGUGUUAAAGAUGAGGAUGAGGAGUUCUACGAGCUUAACUUUAACGAGGAGGACUGGUUACCCGCUAUCCAUAUCUAUUUCAACGACGACUUGACCGAGGCUUGAACAGGACUUGUUCAAGGCCUAAAAUAGACUAGCUCGAGGCUUGAAAUAGACUUGCUUGAGACUUGAGCAAGGUUUUGAGGAAGCACUAAGGAGAUUGGAGAUAUCCGAUGUGGUUUUUCAGAUUUCACCCAUGCAUUCAGAUUUUAACUUAAGUCACUACUCUGUUUGUUCAGAUAUAAACUAUAAAUUGGGAAUAUUUGUGUGCGGGCAUCUAACAAAAACAUGUGAGGUUUUUGCUCCUUUUGAGAAUUUUAUUAAAUCCACAUUCCACAAAGAUCAUUUUGAUGGAUAAAUGAACUAAACCUGUCAUUAACAACUAGUAACUUCAGAUUCUUUCAGGUUGUAAAUUUCUGUAAACUUGUAAAUAACAAUAUUUAAUAUGAAUUCUCAAAAACAAUUCUUUCAA